CUGGGAGCUCGAGUCUGCUUCCCGCCAUCUCGCGGUGGUGACGGACUGUUCGGGCGGCGCGCGGGAGCGGUAUCCAUGGGAACGGGCAGACCGGUUUGUUGGUGGAGUUGACGGCUGCUUGCAAGCCUGAUUUAAAUGUUUGCACAAAUGGCACUAAUGAAAGUGUAUGGCCAGAUCCGUAUCCACAGCAUCCAGACUGGCACCACAAAAUGGAGGGAGGGUAGCUUUGAAAUCGUCGAGAAGGACAAUAAAUCUUCUCUGGUCGUGAUCUUCAAGUCUGGAGGCCCUGCUAAAACAUUCCAGCUCAGCCAAAAUGUGAAGGUGGUGCAGAUCAGCCCCUCGCUGAAGCAGCACAGCCGGCUGCUGGUGACGUUGCAAGACAAGAGCAGCUUGAUUAUCGACAAGGCUCUGAGCACUGAUGCUCUGCUCCUGAAAGAAUACCUGGAGGAGCUCAGCUCUGGCGGGAUGAAGACUCGUCAAGGAUCCAGCAACUUUGGAGGAAUGUUAGGAAACAGACUUGUCUCAAAAGAAUCUCACCGUCAGCUCUCAAAUAUAGAGAAUCAGACGCCAGGGAGGCGAGAUGAGACUCCAAACUGGAAAACCGUGAGCAGUCCAGGCCGAUCAAAUCUUCAGCAUGGGCCUAAAGCUCUGCAGGCGAGCGGCACGCCAGGCAGCCGGCUGGGGCCAGCAUUUACUUCAACCUCUCAUGCUAUAUCCAGAGCAGUCAAGUCAGAGAACAGGAGUGAAAAAAGAAAGAGGCUGCUUUCCCCAGACUUGGAGCUGACUGAAGAUUAUCCCAAAGAGAAUGAUGCUUCCAGCAACAAUAAGGCAAGUGGAGACUCUGGUCGGAAAUUCUUGAGCAGUUGCCGUGAAAAGCAGCUGAGCCUGAAGCAGGUUGAAGAGAACAGGAGUUCUGGUGUGAUGCCACUCCAGUCCUUCUAUGGAAGUCGAGCCUCUUCUAAGGAUUAUUCCGCAGGGAACUCGUUCUUGGACAGGUCUGGCCUUUCGGGUCAAUUUCCCUCGGCAAAAAGAAACCUGGGAUUUUUACCUCAGCCCAUACCCCAGUCGGUGAAGAAACUGCGUCCAAAUCAAGAUUACAUGGGAUGGAAUAAGCCACGGGUGCCCCAUCCAACCCAGCUCCCACAGCAGCUUCAAGGGUUUUCAAACCUUGGCAAUACCUGUUAUAUGAAUGCCAUCCUGCAGUCCCUGUUUUCUCUUCAGUCUCUCUCAAUGGACCUUUUGAAGCAGGGAAUCCCCUGGAGGAAGAUCCCAGCGAAUACUCUACUGAAGCGGUUUGUCCAGCUCAUGGUGAAGAAGGAUAACUGUAGCAUGGAGGUAAAGAAGGAGUUGCUGAAGAAGGUGAAGAGCGCCAUAUCAGCCACUGCAGAGAGGUUCUCAGGAUAUGUGCAGAACGAUGCCCAUGAAUUCCUGAGUCAGUGCCUGGACCAGCUGAAGGAAGACAUGGAGAAGCUGAACAAAACAUGGAAGAAUGAGCCAGUGGCAGGCGAUGAGAGUCCUGCGGGUCGAGUAUGUCAUGAGGCCGGUGCUGCCAGGGUCUAUGCCUGCCCAGUCAUUUGCAACGUGGAGUUUGAGGUCCUGCACACAAUCAGUUGCAAAAUGUGUUGUGAAAGUGUCACCAAGCGGGAGCAGUUCAAUGAUCUUUCCAUCGACCUCCCACGGCGGAAGAAGCAGCUGCCCCCAAGAUCGAUCCAGGAUUCGAUAGACCUCUUCUUCAGGGCUGAAGAAAUCGAAUACUCCUGUGAGAAGUGCAAUGGGAAAAACGCAGUUGUGACCCACAAGUUCAGCAGGCUGCCCAGAGUCCUCAUCCUCCAUUUGAAACGGUACAGUUUCAACGUGCAGCUGUCUCUGAAUAACAAGCUUGGUCAACAGGUCAUCAUCCCCAAGUAUCUGACUCUGGCUGCUCACUGCACUGAGACGACACGAGAGCCCUUUGCACUUGCCUGGAACGGACAAGGUCCAAUAUCACGGCCACUGAAAACCUCUCAGUCAGUGAACUCUACAACUGCCCCUUUCACGUUGGGAAGGAAAUACUGUUUCAAGUCUUCGAUUGUGAUCCAAGACUCUGAUAGUGAGGAUGAGCAGGUGAGGCGGGCCAUGGUGAUCAGCAGGCAGAUGAAUGAGCAAGCUCAGCGAGAGACACGGCAGGAGGAUGAGGAAAUGCAACUGGCUCUGAAAGCAAGCAAGCAGGAGAUAGAGCACCCGCCCACCACAGCAGUGCUGGAUUCUUCUUUUGACAAGAUGAGUGACGACGAGUUGUUGGCUGCCGUGCUGGAGAUCAGCAAGCAGGAAACCUCUCUGUCCCUCAGUGCAGAGGAGGAUCAGGAGAAGCCCAGCAGUAGCCCUGACACUGGCUUCGGGGACGACGAAGCCCAAGAACUCUUGGAACAGCACGAAGGGGCAGCAACAGAUGGAUCCAGAAACCCCACUGACACAGGAAUCGACACUAAUGAAGCCAUAAAGGACUUUGAUGAGAAUAAGGAGAAUAAGACUCCGAAGGGUUCUCAGGGUGAGAUGGACUGGAUGCAGCAGUAUGACCUCGACAGGGAGCGGGAAGAACAGGAGCUGCAGCAGGCUCUGGCCCAGAGUCUCCAGGAACAGGAGGCUCGGGAGAUGAAAGAAGAUGAUGACCUGAAACGAGCCACAGAGCUGAGUAUCCAAGAGUUCAAUAACUCAUUUGGAGAUCUCAUGGGCUCGGAUGAAGACUCUGGCAAUGAAGAAAUUCUGGACAUGGAUUAUAGUGAAGCUGAAGCUGAGGAAUUGAAGAGGAAUGCUGAGACAGGUGAGCUCGCUCACUCCUAUAGAUUGAUCAGUGUCGUCAGUCACAUCGGCAGCUCCUCUUCCUCUGGUCACUACAUCAGUGAUGUGUUCGACAUAAAGAAGCAGACCUGGCUGACAUACAAUGAUCUGGAGGUGUCCAGGACAGUGGAAGGAACAGUCCAGGCAGACCGAGACAAGAGUGGCUACAUAUUCUUCUACAUGCACAAGGAGAUACUAGAGGAGCUGGUGGAGACAGAGAAGAGUCAACAGCCAACGGGUCUGGACUGCAGCAGACCAGUGCUACAACCUCUGUGACAGGCAGUGGCAAGUUACUCAAACCAGGGACUGAAUAUCGUUUACAGCUAGUCCUAGGGGGAAAAAUACCUCUCAAAAUAGUGAUAGAUCUCUGCCAGCGUGCACUGGUCAGGGUGCUGACCCUUGUGGUCAUUCCAAGCCAGGGAAAGGUGCUGGAAUUCAACACAGUGUGUUGGGCUCACUCCUCUAGGCAACUUGCACCAGACUUUUUCCUAUGAAUCCUGGUCUGGUACUGGUGUCAAUCUGUCUCUAUUUCCAAAGAUUCCCACGGAAUUCAAGAUGGAAUCCUACCAUGAGGCUGUUUGGACAUGAGGGUUUUAUAUGUUUUUUUUAAGGAAAAGAAAUAUAUAGUAUAUCAAACUAAAAUUGCUCUUGCCCUACCGAGGUUUUGGUGUGUCAAAGGGGAAUGGUCCUGAUUCAUAGCCUCAUGUGGUUGCUUUAAGCUUUCUGGAGCUCCCCUAGGCAUUCAAACCUUAGUGCUGAUGCAGGGGUUAGACUUCAUUUUGUAUUGUUAAGUUGUGAUAUGUAAAGGUUUUUUUGAAGGCCGUAGCAUUAAUUCUGUAUUAACAUGUUUCCAAUGGGGUGUCAUGUUUUCUCUCUUUGGGGGAAUGGAAGACUUUUGAAUCUUGGUUUUUCUUGUCCAACCUGACCAGAUGCUGAGGCCGUCUGUUCUAUCAGAGCCUUGUGCUAACCCCCACACCCACCCUCCCUGGCUUUUCUCAUCCGGCUGACCAUUUGCUGUGGCCUUUCUGAUCUGUUGGAGCUUUGUGCCCCACUCACCCUCCCUCCCUCUUUGUGCUCGAACAGCCAUGAGUGUUCCACAGAAGUCGCUAUCAAGGUGUCCCCAUGCUUGUGCCAGCAACAGAAGGUUUGCAAUCUUCACACAGCAACAGACCAGCUUGUGUGCCUUAAAUGAAAGCCACCCUAAUCAAAGAGCUAUCUACUGUUAAUUGUGUUUUGGUUUUAUCAAGAUUUUUAGGGUUUCUAGUGAUCUUGCUGGCUCCCUGUGUUGAGGUGAGAAAGAAUCCCUCAGUUCCAGCAACACCACUUCACUCUACACUUUACUUUCUGCACCUCAAGGUCCGUGCCCUGGAAACCAUCGCUUCGCCUCACCCAUGAUGUGCUCUUGAAGAGACAAGAGCAAGGGAAGGGCCUUGACUGUGGAAACAAGCUGUGGCAUCCAUUGAAUGAUGGCAUGUGAUGGUGGUGGGGUCAUUCCCCAUUGAUCUACACAGGUUGUAAUGUCGUCUCACUGGUAUAAGAUCCACAGAGUUUAGACUCCCUUGCAUAGCUGAGCAUGCAUUGAAUAAGUCAGUGCAUUAGAAGUGGUUCUGUUGUAACCACGGCGCCCUUGUGUGCGAUGUUUCUGCAGUGAAACAGUGCUUGAUGAGACUCCCAGUGUUGGACAGACUGCCGUCUCAGCAGUUCCCAGCACUUCAUGCUCACACUCCAGAUGUGCAGAGGUGCUGCUGUUAAAUUUGAGGUGCAUCUCUGCAUCUGGCCUGCAGUUAGAGACAGCAUGGCGAGUAUCCACCUCCUUUUUAGUUUCUUCAGCUAUGACUCUGUCAGUCUCCCUUCCCCUAUUGGAUGGCUGGUGUCUGUCCCAGCCUGCCUCUUCCUUCUCACUGCCUCUUUUUUCACCCCCGAUAUUGCAGAGGCUUUGCGCUGUGGUGAUUGCAGUGAGGUGAAGCAAUCUGUGAGUGGUGGUGAAGCCUUGGGUAGCAGGAGCUGAGACUCUGCCCAUGGACUCCACAGACACCUCAGGUGGUCAGGCCUUCUCCAUAUUUUCUAAAUCCCACUGACAUUCUAAAACAUUUAAGUAAGGGGAAAAAAUUUAAAAUUGUUUAUUUAAAUUCACUUUUAAGUUAUGUGUUAAUUAAAAAUAAAACGCAAGUAGAAAACUCGCACUGUUUGGCUUCAGUUAAUUUUACGUGAAGGCCAAAUGCUCCUGAUCUGGCAAGUGAGGUCACACCAGCUUUGUCAACAAUGGUCAAUGUAAAGAUGGGAUGGAGAAAGGCUGAGAACGUUAUCAGACCACAACUGGACCCUGCAGUAAGUCUUUCCCAGCAGUGAUUCUGCUGUCCCGUCCAUACAGCAGACCGGAUCAGUCAAGUAUUGUGUCUGGUACUCUUGGACACCGGGCUGUGAGGAAUGCCCCUUGCCCCCACACCCCCAAACACCCUCCCCCAGGGUCAUUUCUAUGGAUCAAACACUGGCCUGCCCUUUUGUUUACCUCAGCUUGCUUGGUUGUAGAUAUGGAACGGGACAAUGGUGGGUGGGUGGAGGAUGGGGAUGUGGUAGCUGGGGGCACCUUCUCUCCAAGUUAGAGGAUAGUGGUGUCUAUCUGUAUGAGAUGAAAGCUACUUCAGAGAUGCCCCGUCUCUGUGUGGGAAAGGGAAGAACAGCUUCUUCACUCAUGCCUCUCAUCUGGUUGUCACAAUCCAGAUCACCUGAGUCCUAUAAAUUUCCAGCCAUUAGCCCUGUUCUCUAAUAUGUUAACCAGAGUGGGGCUCUGUAUUAGUGCAGGAGUAACGUUCACAUUUGCACAGACCAAGUCAAAUGAAGCCUCACGAAGCAACUAUUGGGAGGCCUCCUCACUUAUGCGUGCUAAUCUGUCCACAGCAGGACUUCAGCACUCUGAGUUCCCUCCUUUGUGGAGCCCCCUCAGCUUCCCUGGUGUUAGUCCUUGCUUGUCCCUUCCUCCCAUCUCCUGAUACAUUGAGCCAGUCACCAGGUCCUGUUGAGGCCUGGCAGCUUGCAGUCAGAGGUUGACAGACCCAUAGGAUUAGGACAUACUUGUUAGCAACUAAUCCUAAUGUCUGGUGCCUGAAUGCUCCCUACCUGGCAGUGCGAGAAUGACUAGCCAACAUAUUCUGUCCUGUCUGAGGUCAGAUUGAAUUUCAAUUGGGAUCUCACCUCUUCUCCAGCCCCCAAUGAAAUCACAAUCUCACUGAAGUAACCAGCUGAUGCUGCACUCUCAAAUAGUGCAGAGGUUUUGUUCUUUCCCUAAUUAUUUUUGAAUUGAGUGCUAUUGAAACAAUCAUUGGUGUUGUGGCCAGACCUCUGAUCAACAGGCUGGCCUGUUAUCUGUUGGCAAUAACUUAUAGUUCAACAAUUCUUGGUUGAGGUCACCCUUAAAGAUCUGAUCUUCCUCGCCACUAAAUACUCCUACAAACACUUCUUCCUCUGCAUGUUUAUCCCACUUUCAUUUACCCGGGUUUCACAUUUGGCAGUAAGCAGAGAUGGCUGUGACGGCAGGUUAUGAUGUUCCGGAAACACUCUGUUCCAAGCUAGCUGCUCCUGAGACACCACAUCUGUCUUUUUCCCCAUCCCUUCAGGCAGUCAGUUGUCCACUGUCCUUUCCUUGCAGUUAGGAUUGCUUCUGUGAAAUCUGUGGAGUACCUUCAUUAAUGGUUAAGGUUUUGUACAGAUUGUUACUAGGACAGUAAUACAGACUGGACUGAUUUAAUGUUGCAGGGAACUAAAAGAGUCACUGUACCCUCCAGACUUCCCUCGUUGUCCCAUUAGACACUGAUCACAGUUGGGGGUGUGGGUUUAUAGUUCUGUAUUCAAGCAGGAAGGACAAUCACAUUAGCACUGAUGACAGUGACAGGCCGAGGGCCCAGACUGAGUCAAAUGAAGCCUCACUAAUGGCAUGCUCCUCUGUCCACAGCAGAAGACAAGCAGAAGGGCUGAUUUUCUGGAAUUCUCACUUUUUAUUUGUCAUUUCCUGAGUAUGGCCUAGCCGCCAGGUCACAACAACCGGGUCUCCAAUGUGACUGCUUGUAUUUAUAUAAUAUAUAAAUAUAUAUAUAUAUAUAUAUAUAUAUCUAUCCAGAUAUUUAUGUGUGUAAAUGAUCUUGUGUCAGAGCAGACCAUAAGAGUUGCGUGGAUGUGACACUUCCGACUUGAAAUAAGGGCUCAGUUCACAACCCCACCUACACUGGUUCGGUGCGUACAAUCUCCUGUGUCCACAGUCCAUGGUGACGCAAGAUUGUCUCCCUUCAGGUGUGACUGAGAGCAGCGUUUCCUAUAUUUAAGGUUUUUUUCUGUGUUUUAGCAGAUGAGUUUUGCCUGUGACUAUUGCUGCUGUCCCUGUGAUGAUUUGUUUUUUUUAAACAGCUCCUGCAAAUCUGAUUUGUGACAAUAAAACUCAUGAAUCUGUUUAACAA
Messenger RNA from Mobula hypostoma (lesser devil ray), 7265 nucleotides. It is a transcript of the gene usp37, whose product is annotated as ubiquitin specific peptidase 37. The transcript is spliced from 24 exons. The coding region runs from base 136 to 3093 and encodes 985 amino acids. NCBI's taxonomy places the organism in Eukaryota, Metazoa, Chordata, Chondrichthyes, Myliobatiformes, Myliobatidae. The record is from RefSeq and is a predicted model, not a curated record. Gene Ontology annotation, biological process: protein deubiquitination. Gene Ontology annotation, molecular function: cysteine-type deubiquitinase activity. Gene Ontology annotation, cellular component: cytoplasm.